Molecule: messenger RNA, 690 nt
Organism: Rasamsonia emersonii CBS 393.64
Lineage: Eukaryota; Fungi; Ascomycota; Eurotiomycetes; Eurotiales; Trichocomaceae
Exons: 4
Biological process (GO): chromatin organization
Cellular component (GO): nucleus
Source: RefSeq, a predicted model, not a curated record
GACCCUGUCUGGCUGUUUCUGGAUCGAUGUCGAAAGGUCGGCGCUGAGCUGGGGGUCAGUGGCACUCAAAACGGCGGCCGGGUGAAGAAAGACAGCCGCCGGGAAUGGGCCCGAGUCGGGGUGGAUGACCUGAUGCUGGUUCGAGGGGAGAUCAUUAUUCCACAUCACUAUGAGUUCUAUUACUUCAUUGCCAACAAGGUGCCCAGCUUCUCCAAAUCCGGCGGCCUGCUGUUCGACUAUUCCAACAAACCGCCUCCGCCGAAAGACAACAAUGAUCCUCUCUCUCGACCAAGCGACAAGGAUCUCGAAGGCGCCGAUGCGGAUCCCACCCUGACAAAAGUCGUGGAUCGGCGGUGGUACGAGCGCAACAAGCACAUCUUCCCGGCCAGCCUGUGGCGCGAAUACGAGCCGGCUAGAAAGAUAGGUACUGUGAACCCUGCCUAUAACGAACCCGGCUCUAACGAAUAUCUCACUAUAACGAAAUCAACACCGUGUUCAUUUUCAAUUCCCAUACAAAAUUCGUUAAUCCUGCAUUAUAACGGAAUUCGUUAUUUGACCUCUUCCCUCCAUACAAAAUUCGUUAUAAUUAGAGGCACCUAUCUCAAAUUCUCAAAAAGCAGCCCUUCGAGCCUACCGUCGCCUACAUCCAAAAGCAUCAAUCAAAGACCUCCAGGCUUGGUUUUUCGAUGA